AAAUGGGAAAGAGAAGUUAAGUCUAUAGAGAGAGGCCCUUCCUCUACUGCGUAUCCGACCUUCCCCUGGAGAAAGAGGGAAACGGUGACGACGGCCGUGCCGGUUGCAGUUCCGACCUUGGCCCUAGCUAUCCUGAUCUUCCUGCCAAAAACUCUGUUCCCACAACGCCCCUAUGGAAUCCGUGCCGCUUCACCUCCCUCCCAGCUGCCCUCAUAGUACAGACAAUGUAACACCCCGACCGGAAUCCAUGCCGCCUCCGGUCAAUAUCAACCUUCAUACUAUCAGCGACGCUUCCUCCACCUCUGAAAGUGGUUCGUUUGGUGAUAUGGAAUUUCAAUCCAUGCCGCCUAACCUCCUUAACAACCGUGGUCGUGACGUCGACAAUCGAUCCAUCUCUUCAAGUGAUUCUUUUGAUGACGAUUUUGAAUCUGAAUCCGACCAUAUAGUCGCCGCAAGACCCCCAACCACUAAACCCAUGCACCCACGGCUACACAGAGCGGUAGUGGCAGGGGAUGUACAAACGGUGUCUCUUUUCGAACGUGAGCUUCAUCUACAAUUGAACCCCCAAAAGAAUACGGUUGCUCACAUAGCGGCCAGGUUAGGGCACCAUUCCAUCUUUGAACUUCUCUCGAACCAAUGCCCCUCUCUUCUCUGGAAACCAAACGCCAAUGGAGAAACUUCCCUUCAUCUCGCCGCAUGGGCUGGGCAACUAGGCAUUGUGAAUUUCCUUUUGGAUUCCAAUCUAGGAGAUGUUGAAAGAGGGGAUGGAGGAGCUCAACAACUACAAUAUCUGAGAAAGAAAAAUUUGAAAGGGAAUACUGCCUUGCAUGAAGCUUUGAAAAAUGAUCAGGAAGAGGUUGCUCGGGUCUUGGUGACAGCAGAUCCGCAUAUUUCGUAUUGGGUUAAUAACGACGGGAAGUCUCCGGCAUAUUUGGCUGCAGAAGCUGGUCAUCUGCAACUUCUUGAACACAUGUUGGGAUUGCUUGAUGACAGUCACGAUCUUCGCCCAUGGAAAGGAAGUACACCUCUUCACGCAGCCAUUAUCAAGAGAGAUCGAGAGGUCGUAGGAUUGGUGUUAAGGUUCAAGCCAGAGCUAGUCCUGGCAACAGACGCAAAGGGAAGAAAUCCUCUGCACUAUGCUGCAUCAAUAGGUUAUUUUGAUGGGAUUAUUGAGUUGUUCAAAGUAGAUACCCUGCCCGCCUAUCAAGCAGACAGCGGUGGCCUCUACCCAAUUCACUUGGCAGCCAUUAGUGGCCAUAUUAAGGUAAUUCAACUUCUUUUGGAAGGUUGCCCGGACUCUUGGAAGUUGCUUGACAAAGUGAGCUGGAAUAUUCUUCACAUAGCUGCUGGAAUUGGCAAGGAAAAUGUGGUGAAAUACAUUCUAAAGACGCCAGCGCUUGAGAUGCUAAUAAACGAAAGGGAUUACAAUGGAGAUACACCUUUGCAUUUGGCAGCCAUGGGCAGGCAUUCUAAAGUAGUUUGUGUUCUGACUAGGGACAGCAGAGUGAACAUGAGCAUCAUGAACUACAGUAACUUGACUGCUUUAGAUAUUGCAGAGCAAAAGAGUAUCACUGAGAAAAAUGGUGCCACUCUAGCGUCAUUUCGAAAGCUCCUAACAUUGACAGCAUUGAGGAUUGCCAAUGCACCACGAGGCCAAAAGCUAGAUGCCUUCCAUGGCAGAUACAGUUUCCUACCACCUACAAUGCCUCCUUUGAAACCACAUACAGGGUUUUUUAACAGAACCAUAGCUGCCCAACUUUUGCUGGUGUCGACCCUAGUUGCUAUAGUAACCUUCAUUGCAGGUUUUACCAUUCCUGGAGGCUUAAAUAGUGAUGGCCCUGAUCGAGGCAUGGCAACAAUGUUAACCAAUACCAAGUUAAAAGCUUUUGUGAUAUGUGAUACUAUAGCUAUGUAUUGUUCAAUUCUAUCUGCUUUAUCCCUCAUAUUGGCACAAUUAGCAGAUGGUGUGCUGAUGCGUUCCAUUAUUGCUUUUACAUUGCCAUUGUUGGGAAUUUCACUUUCUAUGAUGGCUGUAGCAUUCACCACAGGUCUGUAUAUGGUAACCAGUAGACUUCACUGGCUUGCCAUUGCUGUUUUGAUCGUGUUCAUAAUCUUCCUCGUAUGUACUUUAGCCUUGUUGCUUCCGCUCCUGAUGCCAAUUCAGUCACAACAUCGCUUCCUUCGGAGGAUCUCUUACUAUGUUCUCUAUCUAUUGGCUUCUGCAACUAGGGGUGAUAGUGAUGAUGAUAUGAGAAGAGGACGAGCUUAUUAGGAUAGAUAAUUCAUAGUGUAUGAACAACUUCUUCUUGUAAUAUUUCUGUGAACUCUUUAUUGUAAUGUUUUGAUGUCA
This is a messenger RNA of Macadamia integrifolia, 2350 nucleotides long. Its product is annotated as protein ACCELERATED CELL DEATH 6-like. Gene Ontology annotation, molecular function: protein phosphatase 1 binding; protein phosphatase regulator activity. The transcript has 3 exons. Gene Ontology annotation, cellular component: plasma membrane. Lineage: Eukaryota; Viridiplantae; Streptophyta; Magnoliopsida; Proteales; Proteaceae. The record is from RefSeq and is a predicted model, not a curated record. Bases 173 to 2272 code for a protein of 699 amino acids.